Equus quagga is the source of this 1002-nucleotide messenger RNA. RefSeq names its product olfactory receptor 13. Gene Ontology annotation, cellular component: membrane. NCBI's taxonomy places the organism in Eukaryota, Metazoa, Chordata, Mammalia, Perissodactyla, Equidae. Gene Ontology annotation, biological process: G protein-coupled receptor signaling pathway. The record is from RefSeq and is a predicted model, not a curated record. Gene Ontology annotation, molecular function: olfactory receptor activity; G protein-coupled receptor activity. Bases 70 to 1002 code for a protein of 310 amino acids. The transcript has a single exon.
ACAUAAAUCUAUUUUUGAAGACUUCUCUUAAAACAUGAACAUUAACUCAAUUUCCUCUGUUUUAGGAAUAUGAGAGACAAUAUGACAUCUAUCAUGGAGUUCAUCCUACUAGGGUUUCCCUUCAGCCCAAGGAUUCAGGUGCUUCUCUUUGGGCUCUUCUCCCUGUUCUACACCUUAACCCUGCUGGGUAACGGGGUCAUCCUGGGGCUCAUCUCACUGGACUCCAGACUGCACACCCCCAUGUACUUCUUCCUCUCACACCUGGCCAUCGUCGACAUAGCCUAUGCCUGCAACACAGUGCCCCAGAUGCUGGUGAACCUCCUGAAUCCAGCCAGGCCCAUCUCCUUUGCUGGCUGCAUGAUACAGACCUUUCUCUUUUUGACAUUUGCUGUCACCGAAUGUCUUCUCUUGGUGGUAAUGUCCUAUGAUCGGUAUGUGGCCAUAUGCCACCCACUCCGAUAUUCCGCCAUCAUGAGUUGGAGAGUCUCCGUCACCCUUGCAGUGACUUCCUGGACCAUUGGAGUUCUUCUGUCUUUGGUUCAUCUAGUUUUACUUCUAUCUUUACCCUUUUGUAGACCUCAGAAAAUUAAUCACUUUUUCUGUGAAAUCAUGGCUGUUCUCAAACUUGCCCAUGCAGAUACCCACAUCAAUGAAAUAGUAGUGUUGGCUGGAGCAAUUUCUGUGCUAGUGGGACCCUUCUCAUCAAUUGUAGUCUCAUACAUGUGCAUCCUCGGUGCCAUCCUUAGGAUCCAGUCAGGGGAAGGUCAAAGAAAGGCCUUCUCCACCUGCUCAUCCCACCUCUGUGUGGUUGGACUCUUCUAUGGCACAGCCAUUAUCACAUAUGUUGGGCCUCAGCAUGGGAACCCAAAGGAGCAGAAGAAAUAUCUCCUCUUGUUUCACAGCCUUUGCAAUCCCAUGCUUAAUCCCCUGAUCUAUAGUCUGAGGAACAAAGAAGUGAAGAAUGCCUUAAAGACAGUGCUGAGAAGAGAGAGAGUCUUAUGA